AUGUCAAAAAGAAAUAUAGUGAGAUUUUGUAAACUACCAGGACAACCACCAGCUAAAUUUAUUUCGAAAAUCUCUUGGAACACUGAGUUAGCGAAUAAUGCUCAGUUGAUAGCCAAUAAGUGCAAUAUGAAAGCUGGUGAUGGAGUUGUUGUUAAAUUGAAUUCUGAUAAGAAAGUGAGUCAAUAUAAUGGUGAAGGUACAAGUGUUAGAAGUUUAGUGGAGCCAUGGUUCCUAGAACAUAAGAACUAUAAUUACAAUGAAAAUAAAUGUAAUGGAGAAUGUAAACACUACAAACAGAUUGUUUCAGCAGAUACUGAAGAAAUUGGAUGUGCAGUGAAAAAGUGUUCAUCAAAGCAAAUAUUUGUUUGUAACUACUAUCCUGGUAUUCAGGAUAAAAAACGACCUUAUGAAAAAGGAACCAAAGACAGUUGUAUCAGGAAAUGA
Trichobilharzia regenti is the source of this 444-nucleotide messenger RNA. The record is from the annotation of a GenBank genome assembly. Lineage: Eukaryota; Metazoa; Platyhelminthes; Trematoda; Strigeidida; Schistosomatidae.